Messenger RNA from Anolis carolinensis (green anole), 7201 nucleotides. It is a transcript of the gene klhl28, whose product is annotated as kelch like family member 28. The transcript is spliced from 5 exons. The record is from RefSeq and is a predicted model, not a curated record. NCBI's taxonomy places the organism in Eukaryota, Metazoa, Chordata, Lepidosauria, Squamata, Anolidae. Bases 340 to 2055 code for a protein of 571 amino acids. Gene Ontology annotation, molecular function: protein binding.
AAACGCUUCACUUCGGCCACUGCGCCUGCUCAGAAAACAGCAAAGCGGGAUAUCGAGAACAGCUGUCAGGGAAGGGGUCACGUGGGUCGCCCCAUGCCGUGAUGACACUUCCGGAGGGGGUAUUAAAAGCAAUCGGAAGUGACGUAGACCGUAUCAUUUCGGCUCUUCCUGUGCCCGCCCGCAUCCUUCCGUCCUUCCUUUUCGCGGCGGCCGCCGGGCGCGGUGUUAUUGUGGUUGUUGCGGUUGUUAUCGGCGCCUCAGAAGAGACAGAAGGAGAGAGAGAGAGAUUGACGCCCCUCCCCUCCCCCACCGGAACCGGGCCGAGGUCACGUGACUCCGAUGGACCGGUCGUCCCCAACCUACAUGGUUGCCAACUUGACCCCUCUGCACUCUGAGCAGCUCCUGCAGGGCCUGAACCUCCUCCGGCAGCACCAUGAGCUCUGCGACGUGGUUCUCCGGGUGGGGGACGUCAAGAUCCAUGCCCACAAGGUGGUGCUGGCCAGCAUCAGCCCCUACUUCAAGGCCAUGUUCAGCGGCAACCUCUCGGAGAAGGAGAACGCAGAGGUGGAGUUCCAGUGCGUGGCGGAGGCCGCCCUGCAGGCCAUCGUGGAGUACGCCUACACGGGCACCGUCUUCAUCUCGCAGGACACAGUGGAGUCCCUCCUCCCUGCGGCCAACCUGCUCCAGAUCAAGCUGGUGCUGAAGGAGUGCUGCUCCUUCCUGGAGAGCCAGCUGGACCCCGGGAACUGCAUCGGGAUCUCCCGCUUCGCCGAGACCUACGGCUGCCACGACCUCUACCUGGCCGCCAGCAAGUACAUCUGCCGGCACUUCGAGGAGGUCUGCCAGACGGAGGAGUUCUUCGAGCUGACCCACUCAGAGCUGGACGAGAUCGUCUCUAACGACUGCCUGAACGUGGUCACAGAGGAGAUGGUCUUCUACGCGCUGGAGUCUUGGGUCAAGUACGACGCGCCUGAGCGGCAGAAGUACCUGGCCCAGCUGCUCCACUGCGUGCGCCUGCCCCUGCUGAGCGUCAAGUUCCUCACUCGGCUCUACGAGGCCAACCACCUCAUCCGUGACGACCACACCUGCAAGCACCUCCUCAAUGAGGCCCUCAAGUACCACUUCAUGCCCGAGCACCGCCUCUCUUACCAGACCGUGCUGACCACGCGCCCCCGCUGCCCACCCAAGGUCCUCUGCGCCGUCGGAGGGAAGGCCGGGCUCUUCGCAUGCCUGGAAAGCGUGGAGAUGUACUUCCCCCAGAACGACUCCUGGAUCGGCCUGGCGCCCCUCAAUGCCCCCCGCUAUGAGUUCGGGGUCUGCGUCCUGGACCAGAAGGUCUACGUGAUCGGGGGCAUCGCCACCCACAUGUGCCAGGGCAUCAACUACCGGAAGCACGAGAGCUCCGUGGAGUGCUGGGACCCGGACACCAACACCUGGGCCCCUGUGCAGAGCAUGAGCGACAGCCGCAGCACCCUGGGGGUGGCCGUCCUCUCACGGGAGAUCUAUGCCCUGGGCGGCUACGAUGGGCAGUCCUACCUGCAGUCCGUGGAGAAGUACAUCCCCAAGGUCAAGGAGUGGCAGCCUGUGGCGCCCAUGAGCAAGACCCGGAGCUGCUUCGCCGCGGCCGUCCUGGACGGCAUGAUCUACGCCAUUGGUGGCUACGGACCCGCUCACAUGAACAGCGUGGAGCGUUACGACCCGUGCAAGGACUCCUGGGAGGCGGUGGCCCCGAUGGCCGACAAGAGGAUCAACUUUGGCCUGGGGGUGGCGCUGGGCUUCGUCUUCGUGGUCGGGGGCCACAACGGGGUCUCCCACCUCUCCAGCAUCGAGCGCUACGACCCCCACCAGAACCAGUGGACCAUCUGCCGGCCCAUGAAGGAGCCCAGGACAGGAGUCGGCGCGGCGGUCAUCGACACGUACCUGUACGUCGUGGGUGGCCACUCGGGCUCCUCGUACCUGAACACGGUCCAGAAGUACGACCCCAUCUCGGACGGCUGGGUGGACACGGCCGGGAUGAUGUACUGCCGCUGCAACUUCGGCUUGACCGCCCUUUGAGGAGGCGAGGAAGCGAUUGGCGGGCUCGGCCGGUUCGAAGGCGCCCGUCCGUCCGCCCAUCCGUCCUGCAGGAGGCCGGAGGCUGUGCUUUCCUCGGGAAAGGGCAUCGGGGCACGGAGCGGACCCCGGUCCCUGCCGCCGGCCGCGAUGGAUAUAUCCCGCCUUCGGGUUGGUUCAGGAAGCGAAACCUUGGGCUGCGUUGCCCUCGAGCAGGACCUCUCCGACGCAGCAGGGCUUUGGGCCAUUUCCUCUUCCUCUUCCUCUGUCUGUCCCUGACCUAGAAAAGGGAGCCUUGAAGGUGUGUUUCCCAAAAGGGCUGCAUUUAAUCCCCAAUCCCCAUGGGCCAGCUUGGCUCCUCCCGCCGGGUGUUUUGGACUUCAACUCCCACCAUUCCUGGCCUCAGGUCCCUUCCUUUUCCCCCUCAGCCGCUUAAGCGGCUGAGGGGGAAAAGGAAGGGACCUGAGGCCAGGAAUGGUGGGAGUUGAAGUCCAAAACACCUGGAAGAAGGGCCCAAGUUUUCCCAUGCCUGCCAUAAACCCAUUUACCUGCAGCAAUGCCAUCAACAUCUCCCCGCACAUCCACUCUCAUCCCUUUUUUGGGUGGGAAUUUGAGGAUUAUUAGGAAGGGAGUGUCACGUUUUUAGGUUGACAUGCUUGCCAUUAUUAUUAUUUAUCGAUAGAGAAAAAUGCCUUUCUAACCCCGUCCCCUUUGGGCCCUUGGCUACACACACUUCAUCGUCCUGGACGGCUGAAAACUCCUUUCCGUGCAUCUUGGGUUUUCCCAGAAAGAUGCUCUGGGUUUGCCAGCCUUCCGCCCUGCGUCCAAAGGGAACGAAUGCGCCGCCGGAGCGUCCUGGCGUCAACAUGGUGCUAAAUAAACCCGAACGUAAGGAAAGAAGGCCGUUUGCAGGCCGUGCCUCGGAAGAGAGCGGCGUCUUGGCCUUUCAAGGAACGGGAAACGACCCCUUGCUCUGUCUCUACGUAGUGAAUGCUCCCGUCUUCAAAUCACGGUUUCCCUUCCUGUUCAUCUGUGCCUGACGGACCUUGAACUCUUCGGGAUUUUUUAAGGAUUUGCUCACCUGGAGAAAUCAGAGCCUUAACAGAGGCAAACGAAAUGCAUGUGACUUCCAUCUUUUUAUUUUUAUUUCCUUUCGAGUAGUAUAGAGUGGUUGCCAUAUAACCGGUUGGGUUACUUGUGUUGUCAAAGGCUUUCAUGGCCGGAAUCACUGGGUUGCUGUGAGUUUUCCGGGCUGUCUGGCCAUGUCCCGGAAGCAUUCUCUCCUGAGGUUUCGCCCACAUCUAUGACAAGCAUCCUCAGAGGUUGUGAGGUCUGCUGGAAAUGAGACAAGGGAACAACAACAACCAGGCUUUGUUUAUAUACCACUUUAUCUCCCGGUUUACACAUAGGUAAGCAUUCAAUACCACAUGGAACAUACAGCAGCCCUAUAAUAAAACAUAAACAUAAUAACGAUUAAAAACAAAUAUACCCAUUUAAAAUAUAAAAACAGUUUCAAAACUAUUUCAUCGGGUGAUGUUCAGCAACCAAUGGACAAGGGAAGUUUACAUACCUGUGGAAUAAUUUCCAGAGUGGGAGAAAGAACUCUUGUCUGUUAGAGGCAAGUGCGAGUGUUGCAACUGACCACCUUGAUUAGCAUUGAAUAGCCUUGCAGCUUCAGGGCCUGGCUGAUUCCUGCUUGGGGGAAAAGUUUGUUGGGUGGUGUUAGCUGGCCCUGAGUGAUUUUCGUCUGGAAUUCCCAUGCUUUUUGAGUGUUGUUCUUCAUUUACUGUCCUCAAUUUGGAGUUUUUAAUAUUGGUAGCCAUAUUGUGUUCAUGUUCAUGUUUUGUGUUGUCGAAGGCUUUCAUGGCUGGAAUCACAGGGUUGUUGUGUUUUCCAGGCUGUCUGGCCAUGUUCCAGAAGUAUUGUCUUCUGACAUUUCACCCACAUCUAUGGCAGACAUAAUAAACCCCACAACCUCUGAGGAUGCCUGCUAUAGAUGUGGGCGAAACGUCAGGAGAGAAUACUUCUGGAACAUGGCCAUACUGCCCGGAAAACACACAACAACCCUGUGUUUCCGGUCCUCCUGUUGAAAUCAUGAAAAUGAACCAAAUCCGGCUACCAGUAUUUUUAAAAAGCUAAAAUCAGGACAGUAAAUAAAUAAAAAUGCUCACAAGACAGGGGAAUUGCAGACAAGAAACAGUCAGGGCCAGGAAACACUUCCCAACAAAGGAAUCCCCAGGCAGGGAUCAGCCAGGCUUUGAAGCUGCAAGGCUACCCAAUGCUAAUCAAGGUGAUCAAGAGUUCUUUCUCACAUGCUGGAUCUUCCCCAGAUAUAUAAACCCCACUUGCCUAGUUCCCAACAGACCUCACAACCUCUGAGGAUGCCUGCCAUAGAUGUGGGCAAAACGUCAGGAGAGAUUUUUUCUGGAACAUGGCCAGACAGCCCGGAAAACACACAGCAACCCAUUGGGUGACUGUUCAGCUCCCUUUUGUUUCUUCCAAUUAGGGAAGAGAAACACGUUGCUGUUGUUGGGCUACAGCUCUCUUCUCCGCUCUUCGUGCUGGGGCUGAUGGGAGUCGCAAUCCAACACAGAGUCAAAGGCUGCCAGUCCCCAAACCCAGCUCCUAUUUGGGGCCUCUGCUUUUAAACCAUGAAGGAGAGAUUAAGAACGGAGAUAGAGUUGCAGAUUGAGAACUGCCUGACUCCCGCUGCCUGUUACUGUCUUUGCCAACAUAUAUUUCUGCUUUGUGCAAGGAAUUACGGAUUUGUUUUGCUGUUUUCCUCCUCUCCCUUUCUCCCCGUUCCCAGGUCCUGCCUUCCUCCUCCCUAUUCAGCAUGCUGCUCCUCCUCCACACACGCACACUUUUUUCGUAUUUACAAACAUGCAAUAAUACUGGUGUGUGGUUUAUUUCAGCUUUCUAUGUCUGAGAGCAUCAGAGGUGAGGCUUGGAACCAAUGGUUCCUGUCCUUGUUGUGAGGAAGCUGCCAGCGCUCUUCCCUCCUCCUCCUCCUCCUCUUCCGUGAGUUCAUAUUCUGACUCCCAAGUGAGCACACUUUCUCCUUAGACUAUGUUUUAAGAAGGAAUUGCAUCAUGUCUCUAGCCAACACUUGAACUUACCGCGAAUUCCCAAAGCACUGCUGGGUUUUCAAGCAACCUAAUGACAAAGCAAUCUCUGCUGCCGAGAGGUUCGCCGGUCUUUCUUUACGCAGCAAUAAUGGCCUGAUGCAACCCUUUGCAGCGACCUUUGGUGUGCACAAUUGCGCAUUUAUGUCAGGUGGCAGGCCUUCACCAUGGAGCAAAGCAACUAAUGGGUGCAAUUCCUCCUUGGCUCUGUGUCCUGCUUUGUCUCACCUGAAAGAAAACCUGCUUUGGUGAAAUCCCAAGACAUUGUCUGCAAAAGCUUUGGAUGUUGUGACAUACCAAGGGCAAGGGGGCUGUGCACAGAAUUGUGAGACAAAGGAAAUAGUGUUAAAUUGGUGAGAGAAGGAAAGAGGUGCAGAAGUUUUAAAGAGGAAGGAGAAAAAACCCUUGAGAAGCGCACUGGGCUGCUUCUUCUCUUGUUUGCUGGAUCUCAAAACUUCCCAGAGCCACGUAUGGAUUUUGAAAGGAAAAAUCCAGCCCUGAUCUUGACUUGGGGUUUGCUCUUCUGAAAAUGGGGAACGGGCAACUCCUUGGGAUAGCGCUCCUAGCGACCAUUACGAAGAUCAUUCUUAAGUUGUUUUGAUUAUUUGACAAAAUAAUCCAAACCAAUCUCUUGGCAUUCAGAGGAAGCCCUUUAGAGCACAAGGCUGGUUCUGUUAUUGGUUGGUUGUUGAAAAAGCAGUGGAUAGGUGCAGUGUUAUAUAUGGAAUUUGGGCAGGAUUGUUCCUUGAAGUUUUUCCUUGACCCUUCCAAGGUGAAUCGAAAGGAAAUGCUUCAGUCACAAAUCUCUCUAUUUUGGUUCCAGCCAGAAUCAGCUCCUUGCAAAGUCCAUACGUGAAGGGGAGGAGAGGCCUUUGGAGGAAUGAUCACGCAAAAUAAUCCAAACCAACUUCUUGGCAUUCAGAGGAAGCCCUUUAGAGCACAAGGCUAGUUCUGUUUAUUGGUCGGUUAUUGAAAAAGCGGUGGAUAGGUUCAGUGUUAUAUAUGGAAAUCGGGCAGGAUGGUCUCUGGGGAAGUGUGUCCAAAUGGGGAAGGUGUUCCUUUUGCUCUCAUUCGAGGAGAGGAGACUGUCCCUUCCUUGGUGGCAACAUGGAAAGAAAUCCUUUUACUCGUGACGUUGAACAGAGGCUCACCAGGGAGAGAAUAUGAGGGACGUUUCCUCCAUUCUGGGGAUGCAAAAUGUGGAAAGAUGGACAGUUGUUGCCCAGGUUUAAGGGCGCACUUUUGAGGUGCUGGCAAAGCGUCCCAAUGGCCAACAAGGUUUCUGUCGCCCAAGAGAGAACCUUGUAGCUUUGCUUUGAGUUGGUCUGCUUUGUUCCUCACCUGGGAUUUGCUCCUCACCUCCUUCGAAGCCUCUUCUCUUUCUUCUUCUUUCCCUUUCUUUCUCUUCCUUCUUCCCCUUCUGCUUCCACUUGUGUCAAAGAACACGGUCUCUUUCCGCAGCCUGCCUUAAAAUCCUGUUUUCUGACUCCGCUCAGAAUUAGCAAGGACUGACCUUGGUUGUUGCGUUGAAUGCAAGGCUAGGCCGAUCUCUGCUGGGCUCUGGGCCCUUCUUUGCACUGUCUCCCUUUCCAGCAGAACCCCUCCAAAGCAGAGCAAGUCAGUCGAGGUUUAUCUGCCAGACCCUCCCAGCUUGGUCUUGCCGUCCCUUCCUGCCUCUUUGGGGGCAUCCACACUGGAAUCAAUGCGGUUGGACUCUGCUGUGGCUCAAAGCUGUGGGCAUUGUUGGUGGCUGCAAGCUAAAGGACUUUGGGAACCCCGGCUCCCCUGAUUCCACAGCGUUGAGCACGUAAAGGGGUGCCCAGCUGCAUCAAUCCCACCGUGUGGAUGCGUGCACCCUUUGUGUCUUCCCCACUCUGCCAUCGUCACCCCAAGGAUGGCAUUCAGGUUGGGCACGGAGAUGGAGAACUGCUCGCCAAUGUCUUUCUCAUUCGUUCCCGUCGGCUAAUCAUUGGAAGGCUAUCUCAUUUUGAAUGUGCAAUGUUUAAUAAAAUCUGUGAACAAAA